This is a messenger RNA of Penicillium riverlandense, 3969 nucleotides long. RefSeq names its product MRX complex DNA-binding subunit. NCBI's taxonomy places the organism in Eukaryota, Fungi, Ascomycota, Eurotiomycetes, Eurotiales, Aspergillaceae. Gene Ontology annotation, biological process: telomere maintenance via telomerase; telomere maintenance via recombination; double-strand break repair. Gene Ontology annotation, molecular function: double-stranded telomeric DNA binding; ATP hydrolysis activity; G-quadruplex DNA binding. The coding region runs from base 1 to 3969 and encodes 1322 amino acids. The record is from RefSeq and is a predicted model, not a curated record. Gene Ontology annotation, cellular component: nucleus; Mre11 complex; condensed nuclear chromosome. The transcript is spliced from 4 exons.
AUGAUUGCUAACUGCUCGCAGGUACAGGUUUCCCGCGCAGCGAAGAUCGACAAGCUCUCGAUCCUGGGAGUGCGCUCCUUCGACAACACGCGCAGCGAAACCAUACAGUUCCAUACACCCCUCACGUUGAUUGUUGGAUACAAUGGUUCGGGAAAGACGACGAUUAUCGAGUGCCUCAAAUAUGCCACGACGGGCGACCUUCCCCCCAACAGCAAAGGAGGAGCCUUCAUACACGACCCCAAGCUAUGCGGCGAGAAGGAGGUGCUGGCACAAGUGAAGCUGUCGUUUAAGGGCACUUCCGGCGCGAAGAUGGUGGCCACGCGCAGCCUACAGCUUACAGUCAAGAAGACAACCCGGCAACAAAAGACCCUGGAAGGACAGUUGCUGAUGGUCAAGAAUGGCGAGCGCACGGCGAUCUCGUCGCGAGUGGCGGAGCUGGACCAGAUCAUGCCACAAUACCUGGGUGUGUCGAAAGCGGUUCUCGACUCGGUCAUCUUUUGCCAUCAAGAUGAGAGUCUGUGGCCGAUGAGCGAGCCCUCGGUACUGAAGAAGAAGUUCGAUGAGAUUUUUGAAGCGAUGAAGUACACGAAAGCCAUCGACAACAUCAAAGCACUGCGCAAGAAACAAAACGAGGAACUUGCCAAGUUCAAGAUCAUGGAGCAGCAUGCCAAAGAGGACAAGGAUAAAGCGGAUCGCGCCGAGAAACGCUCGAUCAAGCUGCAAGGGGAGAUCGAGGCUUUACGCGAGGAAACUCACCAAAUGUCGCUGGAAAUGCGACGCGUUGCAGACCUCGCCGACAAAGCCUGGAAGGAAUCCGAGAGCUAUGCUCAGAUAUUGGGAGCCCUGGAAGGGAAGCGCAUCGAGGCCAAAAGCAUUGAGACCACCAUCGAAAACCUGAAGAAACACCUUGUUGAGCUGGACGACUCGGACGAAUGGCUUGAAUCGACUCUGGAGCAGUUCGAGUCUCGGCAGGUUCAAUAUCAGCAGCAGGAAGAGGCUCAAAAGGAGAAUUACAUGGGCAUCAAGGAGAAAAUCGAACAGUCUCGGCAUCGCUUGGGCUUAAAGCAGGCCGAAAAUGGAAAGUACGAAAACGACAAGGCCAAUUUCGAGCGCCAAGUCUCAAGACGACAGGCCAUGGUCAAUGAGAUGGCUCGCGAUAACAACAUUCGUGGUGUUGAUGACAACAUGGAUCAGGCUGAUAUCGAUGCGUUCAUGCAGAAGAUUCGACGUUCCCUAAGAGAGCAAAACCAGGCUCUGGACCGUGUGAAGCGAGAAGCCCAGAAAGAGCUACGUGAGGUUCAGGAUAUUCUCAACGAAAUUGGGCAAAAGAAGUCUGCGUUGCAAGAGAGCAAGAACUAUGCGAAGCGGCAAAUCGCGUCUAACGACAAUGAAGCAGCGACAUACCAAGCUAAAUUGGACGAAAUCGAAAUCGACGAGGGCGUCCAGGCUGUCCUGGAGUCCAAGGUUGAGGAUGUUUCUUCCAAUCUUGAGCAUGCAAAGGAAGGUGCCAAAUCCGCAUCUUGGGACCAAGAUAUCCAAGAAACCAAUGCAGAGAUCCGUCGUCUGGAGGAUGAGAGUUCGAGGUUGAAUGCUGAAUUGAUCGAAUCCACAAAGAAGGCCGGCGAUCUCGCCCGUUUGGACCACCUCAAGAAGGAGGCCAAAGACCGGGAACGCAGCUCGCAGACCAUGAAAGGAGCCCACGGUGAUCGACUUGCGAAAAUUGUCGGCGUAGACUGGCAACCGGAGACUUUAGAACGAGACUUCCAGCGAGCACUCGAUACCGAAUCCAAACAGGUGGCCGAUGCAGAGCGAGAUCGUGAUGGCGUGAACAGAGAACUGGAACACGUCGAGUUCAAGCUCAAGACGGCCAAGAAAAAUCUGAAGCAACGGCAAAAGGAUCUCGACGACUAUGCCAAGGAGAUUCGUGAAGCUGUUGAGACGGAGCCUGCCGAGUUCCCUGACAUGCUCAAGGAACGACAGGCACAAUACGAUCUGGCUCGCAAAGACGCCGACCAAUACGCCGGAAUGGGCGAGUAUCUCAGCAAGUGUCUUGAAGCCGCAAAACGAACAAAGCUUUGCCGAACAUGCCAGCGGUCUUUUAAGAACGAGGCAGAGCUUCAAAGCUUUCAGAAGAAACUGGAGAAUCUUGUCAGGAAGGCCACAGAGGAAGCUGAAGAUGACUCCCUGAAAGGCAUUGAGCAAGACCUCGAAGCUGCCCGCGGCGCGAGCGCUGCCUAUGAUGCAUGGGUUCGCUUGUCUGAGACAGAUAUCCCAGAACUAGAGCAGGAAGAACAGGAGUAUGAAUCGCAACGUGAUGAGCUCUUGGGCCGGCUGGAAGGGCACGACCGUACCGUUAGUGAAAAGUCUGACAGCAAGCGAGAAGUCGAAGCGCUCUCCAAGACGGUCAGCACCAUUGCUCGGUACGAUGUUGAAAUCAAAUCGAUCAACUCGCAAAUCCAUGAGCUCUCCGGCAAGCAGCAAAAUGCCUCUGCCGGACGGACCUUGGAAGAUAUCCAGGAGGAGAUUUCCGCAAUUGGCGAGAAAAUCCGAGCUCUGAAGAAGACUCUCACCAAACUCACGAAUGACAAAGACCAAACCCGUACCGAGAUCAAUAAUCUAGAGUUGCAGCUGAGAGAUGUGCGGAGCAAUCUCGACAACGCCAGAUUCCAGCUGGAGAAGAAGAGCGACUUGCUUGUCAGACUGGAGGAGUACAAGAAGCUCAACACGCAGCAGCGAGAAGCAAUCGAAAAGGCUGACCGAGAUAUCGAGAGUCUUACGCCCGAGUUGCUUCAGGCACAAGCCCGGUAUGAUGAUAUCAGCCAACGGGCCGAGACCCGUGAACGAGAGCUGCAACAGGAGAUCAGUCGGCUGUCGGAGAGCAUACACCAGCUGGAUCUGGCAAACGAGGAUAUCAAUUCGUACAACGAGCGAGGAGGUCCAAGUCAGCUCGAGCGCAGCAAGCGGGAGCUUCAAGGCAUUGAAGACGAGAUCAGCAAGCUCGAAGCUGAGCAGGCGGAGAUCACGCGAGAAAUCAACAAGAUCUCAGCCCAACUCAAGGACAGCGAGAACACGAAACGGCAAUACUCGGACAACCUCACAUAUCGCCAAGCGAACCGUUCCCUGGGCAAAGUGGUAGAGGAGAUCGAGGAAUUGGAAUCGCAGAACGCCGAGGUCGACCGCAGUCGUUUCAAGCAAGAGUCCGAACGCCGAACGCGCGAGCACAACGCCCUUGCCGCCAAACAAGCCAGCAAGAUGGGUGAAAUGAAGUCCAAAGACGACCAGCUGAUGCAGCUACUGGCCGACUGGAACACGGACUACAAGGACGCAGCCUCCAAAUACAAGGAAGCCAAUAUCAAAGUCGAAACAACCAAAGCCGCCGUGGACGAUCUCGCCCGCUACGGCGGCGCCCUCGACAAGGCCAUUAUGCGCUAUCACGGGCUGAAAAUGGAAGAAAUCAACGCCAUCAUCGGCGAGCUGUGGCAGAAGACCUACCGCGGCACCGACGUGGACACGAUCCUCAUCCGCUCGGACAACGAGAACGCCAAGGGCAACCGGUCCUACAAUUACCGCGUGUGCAUGGUCAAGCAAGGUGCCGAGAUGGACAUGCGCGGCCGCUGCAGUGCGGGACAGAAAGUCUUGGCUAGUAUCAUUAUCCGUCUUGCGCUGGCGGAGUGCUUCGGCGUUAAUUGUGGUCUUAUUGCUCUGGAUGAACCGACUACGAACCUUGACCGUGACAAUAUCCGCUCGCUCGCUGAGUCUCUGCAUGAUAUCAUCCGUACUCGUCAGCAGCAGGCGAAUUUCCAGCUUAUUGUCAUUACCCACGACGAGGAAUUCUUGCGUCAUAUGCAGUGUGGUGACUUUACCGAUUACUACUACCGUGUCUCGCGCAAUGAGAGGCAGAAGUCGAUUAUUGAGAGGCAGUCUAUUGCUGAGGUAUGUUGUUUGGAUGUCGGUCUAUUCGUUUGCUAA